Actinia tenebrosa (Australian red waratah sea anemone) is the source of this 994-nucleotide messenger RNA. Its product is annotated as histamine H2 receptor-like. Gene Ontology annotation, molecular function: G protein-coupled receptor activity. The record is from RefSeq and is a predicted model, not a curated record. Gene Ontology annotation, cellular component: membrane. Gene Ontology annotation, biological process: G protein-coupled receptor signaling pathway. NCBI's taxonomy places the organism in Eukaryota, Metazoa, Cnidaria, Anthozoa, Actiniaria, Actiniidae.
UGUACACGUCUUAGAUAAGGUUAUAGACUACGAAAAGAUUGGAGCAGAAACAAGGACGACUUGACUGGCGAUGGCUUGGAAUUUCUCCUGUGGGCAGUUUAACUUCUGGUACAAGCACAGAUAUGAAUUGUACGAGAUAGUAAUAUUCUCGCAGAUCGUAGACUUGUUUUUACUGCUUCCUACGAUCAUUUUCAACUCUGUUAUUCUGAUCAGCAUUUGGCGCAAAGGUUUGUUGCAUACGCCUUCAAAUGUGUUUUUAUUUAACCUUGCAAUCUCGGAUUUUGGUGUUGCUUUCUUGGCAGAACCUUUUAUACUUGCCUGGAAAUUCCAAGAGUUCUAUGGCAUGAAUAAUCGACUAACAUGUUCCUUGGCGUAUGCUGCUUGUAUCAUAUCAACUGCUUUUGCUACAAUAUCUUUCCUAACUAUUGCAGCUGCUACCGUUGACCGUUACCUUGCCCUGAAGUUGCAUCUAAGAUAUGUUUCAAUAGUGACGAGAUUUCGUGUCAUGGUUGUUUGUGCGUUGCUAUGGGKGAUAUCUGUUGGUACUGCACAUCUCCUUCUGAUCAGUCAGUCUGCUUUGAACUACGCAUUCACACCAGGCUCACUUCUAAUCAUUGGGGUUAUGGCUUUUUGUUACUUUAAAAUAUUCUUCAUCGUUCGAAAACACCAUACCCAGAUACAUAGUCAGAACAGCAAUAACAAAGAAGCAUCCUUGACUAAUAUCCUUCGCUUCAAAAAGUCUGUAAUUAAUCUGUUUUACGUUUUAAUUUUGUUUCUAGUAUUUUAUUCGCCUUACAUAAUUGUUCUCUACGUUUAUGAAUUUCGAGGCUUAUCAGUAUCUCUUCUUCAAGCCUGGAUUUUUUCAGUUGUGGCAGCAUUUAUAAAUUCUGCUAUUAAUCCUCUUGUUUACUGCUGGAGACUUCGAGACAUCCGCCAGGCUGUUAGGGAAACCAGUUCCUACAUUAAAACUAGAUAUUUCUGUUGUAAUAGAUAA